Molecule: messenger RNA, 4053 nt
Organism: Closterium sp. Yama58-4
Lineage: Eukaryota; Viridiplantae; Streptophyta; Zygnematophyceae; Desmidiales; Closteriaceae
Source: the annotation of a GenBank genome assembly
AUGCCGCCACCUCCCAAGCCUCCUGCGCUCACGCGCUCCCUCUCCCUCCUCGACCUUAUCCUUCUCGGCAUCGGCGCUUCCAUUGGCUCAGGCAUCUUCGUCGUGACAGGUGUCGCCGCGCGAUUGGCGGGGCCGGCCGUGUCCCUGUCUUUUCUCCUAGCCGGCCUCGCCUCUCUCCUCAACGCGCUCUGCUACGCAGACCUUGCCGCCCGGUUUCCCGGGCGGGUGGGCGGCGCAUACCUGUACGCGCACGCGUGCCUCGGGCAGCUCGCGUCGUUUGUCCUGUUCUGCCACCUGGUGCUGGACUACCACGUGGGGGCGGCGGCGAUCGCCAGGAGCCUGGCGAGUUAUUUGGCGUCUCUGGUGGAGGUGGCAUCUGGGGCAGGGCUACCUGGAGUGCUCGCCCCAGGAGGCCUACCUGUAUCCAUCCCCUUGCCAUUUCUCUCUCCUUCAUGGCUCUUCUGGUGGUUCUCUCACUUGUGGCCAGGAGGAAGAAACGGGGUAGAGCAAGUCGUGGGGAGCCAGGGCGGGGGAGCAGGAGCGGGAGCCGUUUCCUUUUUCCACACCGCCCCAUUCCCUUCUCUCUUCUCUUCCCAUUCCUCUCCCUCUCCUCCUCUUGUUCACCCUCCCCUGUUCCCAUCGCUCCCCACCCCGCCACCUGUACCCACGCUGGACCUCUCGAUCAAUCUCGUCGCGCCAGCUGUCCUGCUGCUCCUCUCGUGGCUGCUGUGCCGGGGGGUGCGGGAGACCUCACGGGUGAACGACGUGAUGACGUCAGUCAAGGUGGCGAUAGUGGUGCUGGUGGUGGCUGUGGGUGCAGGGCAUAUGAACCCUGCUAACUGGUUUCCCUUUUUCCCCCCAUCGCUCGACUCCCUUCUGAGCUCCGCUGCUCCUGUUGCCGCCUCUGCUGCUGCCCCUGCUGUUGCUGCCACAGCCGCAGCCGCUGCCGCUGCCACUGCUACCGCUCCUUCUGCCACUGCUGCAACUACUGCCACUGCUGCUGCUGCCGCGGCGUCUGCUGCUGCGAGCAGCACAGGCAGCAUGGGCGGCGUGCAGGCGAUGCUAUCAGCCUCAGCGCUCGUCUUCUUCUCCUACAUUGGCUUCGACGCCGUCGCCAACACCUCCGAAGAGUCCCUGCACCCGCGCCGUGACGUGCCACGGGGCCUCCUCCUCGCCCUUGCCGCCUGCUCCCUCCUCUACAUCUCCGUCUCCCUCGUCCUCACUGGCAUGGUCCCGUAUAACCUCCUCGACCCCGCUGCACCGCUCUCCACUGCCUUCGCCUCCCUCGGGCUGCAUUUCAUGGAGAGGAUUAUCGACUUGGGGGCAGUGGUGGGGCUGACAACGACUCUCCUGACUGGGCUGUAUGUGCAGUCUCGCAUGUAUCUGGCCUUGGCGAGGGAUGGCAUGCUGCCAGCGUGGUUUUUGCAAGUGAACGCGGGGAGCCAUGUGCCGGUGCAUGCGCAGUGGUGGGUGGGGGGAGUGGCGGCGACAAUGGCGGCAGUGUUUGACGUGGGGAAGCUGUCGCAUAUUCUGUCCGUGGGCGUGUUACUGAGUUACUCUAUAGUGUGUAUGUGCGUGCUGGCGCUAAGGGUCGAGUCAUAUCGUGGAGGGGGGAGUGGUUGUGUCAGUGUGGGGGAGGAAGGGGAAGAGCGAUUGGAUGAUGCACUUUUAGCACAAGGGGACGCUCCCAUGAUGGACCUCCCGCGGCCAAGGUAUCAAGGGGUGUACAAGAGUGGCCAUCUAUCCGUCUCGUCAAAAGGUCUGGGGUGGAAAUCUUGGAAGCGGCGCUGGUUCCUCCUCACGCGCUCCUCCCUCAUCUUCUUCAAGCACGAACCAAGGGGUCGCAUUGACAUUUCAACUGCCAUCGGAGGCAUCGAGUUCAACAACGCCGGCAAGGUGCACAUCAAGCCGGACAAGAAGCAGCUCUCCCUCACCUUCCCCGACGGCCAUGCUUUCACCUUCAAGACGGACACAUUGGAGGAUCUGGAGGAGUGGAGGGACGCACUCGAGGACGCCAUCUCCAAGGCGCCUCCACCCUCCGUGAUGAUGGGGCUGCCGCGCGACACGCUCUUUCGAGGCGACGGGCUCGACAUAGGGGACAAUGACGGACCCCCAGGCCCAGGCAAGGAGCGGCGGCUGCGGUCCAUGCUGCUGUGCCGCCCCUUCUCCCUCGCGCUAGAGGACGUCAACGGCUCGCCCUCCUUCCUUGAGAAGGCGCUGCAGUUCAUUGAGCUCCAUGGAGUGAAGCUGGAGGGCAUUCUGAGAGCAGCAGCGGACGUGGAGCAGGUGGAGAGGCGUUUGAAGGAGUACGAGGAGGGGCACACGGAGUUUGAGGAUGGGGAGAACCCACACGUCGUGGGCGACUGUGUCAAGCUUGUCCUCCGGGAGUUGCCAACGUCCCCUGUGCUGCCAUAUGCCUGCACCGCCCUCGACCAAGCCUUCCAGCUGGACGAGGCGGAGGCCAAGCUAGAGGCGGUGCGCAACGCCAUGCUCAACCUGCCCGAGCCCAACCGGCGCCUGCUGCACCGUGUGCUGCAGACCAUGAUUGCUAUAACCAACAACGAGGCAGUCAAUAGGAUGAACGCUUCCGCUGUUGCAGCCUGCAUGGCGCCGCUCCUCUUCCGCCCUCUUUUCAGCGGGGAACUUCAAACAUCGUCCAAGGGCGAUGAGGAUGGGGAGGACGGUGCUGCUGCAGCAGCAGCUCAGAUCAUGGCUCUCACCAUGGCUGCCAACCAGGCGCAGACCAUGACGAUUUACCUUAUGGAGAACAUUGAUAAGGUGUUCGUGGGCGAGGCACUUGGCAGGGGACUGGCGCGUGGGGUUUACAGUGGGGCGGCAUGGGAUGACGAAGACGAUGAGGAGGGUGAGCUGGUGGAUGAUGAUGACGUGGACGAGGACAAUGAUGACGAGGACAGCGGCACCCAGGUGGCGGUGCUGGAGGCGUCGCGUCAGGAGCUGCGCGCCUCGCUGGCAAAGGAAGUGCGGGCAAACGAGAUGCUCAAGGAGAGUCUGGUGCAGAGGAGGAAGACUCUGCAGGAGCUGAAGAAGGCGCUACAGAGAGAUGCGGCUCAGCUGCGGGUGGAUCUGCAGGAGCAGAGGGAGCUGUAUGCACGCAUGCAGACGGGAAUCAAGGGGCCCGUGCCUGAGAUAGAGCUCGAGCCAGAGCUGAAGGCAGAGAUAAAGGAGAUCGAGUCACUGGAAAAGUCAGUGGCCCUUCUCCGCACGGAAACGGAGACUCUUCAGCGGGAGCUGCUGCACGUGACACACAAGCAGCAGCAGCUGGAGCAGCAGCAGAAGCAGCAGCAGCUGGCGGGUGUGGCAGCAGGCGGGGGAGUGGGGGGAGCGCCCCUGACAGGCGCGACUGCGGAGCAGCGGCAGCGGAUUGAGGCGCUGAGAUCGCUGAGGGCUCAGCUAAAACAAGAGUUGGAUAGGACAAUGGCCAUGUGCCUGGAGGAGCAGCAGAAGAAUGCUGAGCUGGAGGAGAGGCGGCGGCAGGACGACCCAGUGGCGUUGGAGCAAGCAGUGAUGCGGCAGAAGGCAGCCGUGCAGCAGGCUCAGGCUGCCUUUGAGGCUGAAAUGGCAAGAGGCAAGGAAUUGAGGCGCAAGCUGCAGCUGGCCCAGCAGAGGGCCGCUGCUGCCGCCCUUGCCAGUGCCAACGCAGCUGCUGCCACAGCCAGCACCGCAGGCUCGGAAGGCUCCGGUUCUGCUGAACCUUCCGCCCAGGCCGGACAGCAAGGCUCGGCCGAGGCUGACUCCCGAACCUCACCUGAUGGGGAGGCUCGUCCGGCAGGUCCGUCGGCCGCAGCUGCAGCAACGGCAGCGGCAGCGGUGGCUGCAGCAGGGGGGGCUGGUGAGCCUCCCUCAGCAGCGGCGGCUGCUGCUGCCUUUGCCGAGCUGACCGCCAGGCUGGAAGAAUUCAAGAGGCAGCGCGCUGUGCUGAUUCAGCGCCUCGCUGCGCUGUCCAAUGAGACGGUGCCAGGUGGCCCACAGGGCAUGGCUGGGGCUGGAGGGCCACGGGUGCCUCAGUUGUCUAGGGAUAUUCCGAGUCACUGA